Messenger RNA from Dioszegia hungarica, 639 nucleotides. RefSeq lists its product as uncharacterized. The transcript has a single exon. NCBI's taxonomy places the organism in Eukaryota, Fungi, Basidiomycota, Tremellomycetes, Tremellales, Bulleribasidiaceae. The coding region runs from base 1 to 639 and encodes 212 amino acids. The record is from RefSeq and is a predicted model, not a curated record.
AUGAAAGCAGUCCAAACAGCAUCUACGGCACUGCGUAUUAUCCGCGCUCAGCCCAUCACCACGGCUGCCCGCUUUUCAUCGAGCGAGGCCGGCCCAUCUUCACCCUCCACACCCAAACCUACCCCCCGUCGUCUCCCCCGACCUAUUCUCCGUAACCUCGUCGAGCUGCACCACCACUCUGCGAGCUUCCUCCAGGACCCCUCUUCCAUCCCCUCCGGCUUCAAAACGGCCUUCAACGCCCUCCACACCCCCAAAUUCACAUCCUACAACGAGUUCGCCUCGAACGCACGCAACCUGCAGUCUCGGCGGCCUCUCGGCGGAUUGGAGAAUUUCAAGACCAUGCGGAAUGGGGGAACAGGCGCGGUGGUCGAUAUGAAGGAGCCCAGACCGGAGGAGGCACGGCUGUCGCGAAGUGCAUGGACGGGGGAACGGAGCUGGAGUGAAGAGGGAGGGGGAAUGUUGACGGAGAGGGAGACGAGGGUACAGGAGGCGUUGUACGGGACGUGGACGAGGGAUGCCAAGGGGAGGGCGAGUACGAUAGAGGUGGGGCUAGACGGGGUGGAAGAGUAUAUGGAGACGAGGGGGGAGACGGUGAACAAGGGAGCAGAUGUGUGGGAGGGGAGACAUAAUGAGGCAUAG